AUGCACAAAAAAAUUGGUCCAUUAAUUAAUUAUUUAAUAUCUCAAAGACUUGUGUCAUCUCGGUCGAUUAUUUCAGAUGUUGAACUCUCAAGGAAAUAUCAGAGGAUUUCUCCUCUGGAACAUAUUUUGUGCAGACCGGACAGUUACAUUGGAUCAGUUAUUGUCUGCGAUAGUCAACAAGUUUAUUUAUUCGAUGAAUUUUCGAAAAAGAUGAUUCGAAGGAAAAUUUGUUUCGUACCUGGUCUUCUGAAAAUAUUUGAUGAAAUUCUAGUAAAUGCCGCCGAUAACAAACUCCGAGAUCCAAAUAUGAAAUGUGUUCGAAUAGAUGUCAACAGGGAAGAUAAUAUUAUAUCAGUUUGGAAUGAUGGUCGAGGAAUUCCAGUCGAAAUACAUCCAGUUGAAGGUGUUUAUGUGCCUACAUUAAUUUUCGGCUCAUUAUUCACUUCCUCUAAUUACGACGACAACGAGAUUAAAAUUAUUGGUGGGCGUAAUGGAUUUGGAGCGAAGCUUUGUAAUAUUUUCAGCAAAGAAUUUAAGGUCGAAACAAAUUCAAGCCACUCACAUCUUAAAUUCUCUCAGAUUUGGAAAAAUAAUAUGACAACAACAGAAGGUCCAUUGAUUGAAUCAUCAGAUGAAAAAGAUUUCACUCGCAUUAGCUUCAAACCCGAUUUAUCUAAAUUCAGUUUAUCUGAUUUAAGUGAAAAUAUGGUUAUAUUAAUGAAGAAACGGGCAAUUGAUGUAGCGGGGACAUUGAACAGUGUUGAUGUUUUUUUCAAUGGUGACAAGAUAAUGUUAUCAGGAUUUCGCGAUUAUGUUGAAUUAUUUCUCAAUAAUUACGACCAUAACACCGGUAAGAAAGGUGGAAAUUAUUCUUACCGUAGUGUAAAUGACAGAUGGCAAGUUGCUGUUGCUAUUAGUGAUGAUGGUUUCCAGCAAAUUUCAUUUGUGAACAAUAUUGCUACACCAAAGGGUGGUCGUCAUGUUGAUUAUAUUGUUAAUCAAGUGGUAGAAAAGUUGAAAGAAGAAAUUGAUCGUCGAACUAAUGUCUUUAAAUCUGUUCGUUCUGAACAAAUUAAGAAUCAUCUUAUGAUUUUUAUUAACUGUUUGAUUGAAAAUCCAGCAUUUGAUUCACAAACUAAAGAAUUACUUAUAACUUCUUGCAGUAAAUUUGGAUCCACGUGUAUUUUACCAAACUCGUUUUUUAAGGAAUUUUUUUCAAAAACUGAAAUAAUUGAACGCCUUCUGCUUGAUAUAGAUAAACGACGAAUAAAAUUGUUAAACCAGUCGAAAAAAAGCUCUUUAUCAGAUAUUGUCAAAUUGGAUGAUGCUUUAUAUGCUGGCACUAAUAAAAGUUAUCUUUGUACAUUAAUUGUAACUGAAGGGGAUUCAGCCAAAGCAUUAGCAGUUGCUGGUCUUUCUACUAUUGGAAGAGAUUAUUAUGGAGUAUUCCCAAUUCGAGGAAAGCUUAUUAAUACUCGGGAUCUAGAUGAGAAAUUGGCUUGUGAAAAUUCUGAAAUUGCCGCUUUAAUUCGUAUACUGGGUUUAAAAUUUGGAGAGGAUUAUGGGAAUGAAGGAAAACGAUCUCAUUUACGAUACGGUCGAUUAAUGCUUAUGACUGAUCAGGAUCCAGAUGGCUCGCAUAUUAAAGGCCUUAUAAUAAAUUUUAUACAUACUUAUUGGCCAUCGCUGAUCCAUUCAAAUUUUAUUCAGUAUUUCGUUACUCCAUUACUGAAAGUAUUUCAUCAUUCCGGCUCGCUUAGUUUUUAUAGUACUAAAGAAUAUGAAGACUGGAAAACGGCCUGUGGAAACUUUAGGAAAUACAAGGUCAAAUAUUAUAAAGGUCUUGGCACAUCUUCGUCUCAAGAGGGUCGUGAAUAUUUUUCGCAUAUUAAUCGCCAUACAGUAGAUCUUAUUUCGGAUGAAUCUACAGAUAAAAUGAUCGAACUUGUUUUUGACAGAAAUAUGUCUAAGCAGAGAAAAGAUUGGAUUAAUAAUGAAACCAAAAAGAUAAAAACUCCACUCGGAUUCGGACAAAAGGAAUUCGUUAAUGAAAAAACUUAUACAGAUUUCUUCAAUCAAGAUCUGAUUGAAUUUUCUUGUCUCGACCUAAAGCGUUCAAUACCUUCUGUAAUGGAUGGAUUGAAGCCAAGUCAGCGUAAAGUACUUUAUACAAUGAUGAAGCGAUUUGAUCAUGGCGAAAUCCGUGUAAGUCAGUUGGCUGGAGCUGUCGCACAGUUUUGUGAAUAUCAUCAUGGAGAAGAGUCACUUGUUGAAACGGUGAAAAAAUUAGCUCAAAAUUUCGUUGGCUCUAAUAAUAUCAAUUUAUUGCUUCCGAUUGGUCAAUUUGGAACUCGAUCUUUAGGUGGUGAUGACUCAGCUAGUGCUCGUUAUAUUUAUACUGGGUUAAAUCCAAUCACAAGGAUUAUUUUCCCUCCUUCCGAUGAUAGUUUGUUAUCAUAUGUAAAGGAAGACAAUAGCGAAGUUGAGCCAGAAUGGUUUUGUCCUAUAAUUCCCAUGAUAUUGGUAAAUGGAGCAGAAGGCAUAGGGACUGGCUGGGCCACAAAAAUUUUGCCGCACUCGCCUUUCGAUGUGAUUGAAAACAUACGUCGUAUGAUAGACGGAAAAAAUUUGCAAAAAAUGUUUCCCUGUUAUCGAAACUUCACUGGUCGGAUCGAAGAACUAACAAGUGAUCGGUAUAGGAUAACGGGAACUGCAAAUUUGCUUUCUUCAAACAAUAAAAAUUUCCUUAAGAUCGAAAUAACAGAAUUGCCUAUCGGUAUUUGGACUCAGAAAUAUAAGGAAAAUGUAUUGGAAGCUCUUAAAUCCUCUGGUUUGGUUAAGAAUUAUACCGAAUCUCACAAUGAAAACUCUGUGCACUUCUUAGUUGAAAUGAUUAAUAAAAACAAAUUACACUGUGAAAAUAAGCCAUCAUUGUCUAAAAUGCUUUCAACGUUGAAACUUCACAACAUUCAGAGUUCAAACAUGGUAGUUUUCAAUGCCGAUAAUGUUUUAUGCAAAUACAGUCGAGUGGAAGAUAUUUUAAGUUCAUUUUUUGAUGUAAAUAGAUCAUCAUACAGAUAUUUAUUAGAUAUGCCUUUGUCGAGUUUAUGUGAGGAAGAAAUAUGUUUGUUGAAUGAUAAAAAGGAGCGUAAAGAAAUUGAACUGAAAUCUUUAAUUGCUGCUUCUUGGCAAACAUUAUGGCACAAUGACCUUGAUAAUUUAUCAAAUGUUUGUUUUCCUUUGUUAUUUAUUUCAAUGUAA
This is a messenger RNA of Dracunculus medinensis (Guinea worm), 3261 nucleotides long. NCBI's taxonomy places the organism in Eukaryota, Metazoa, Nematoda, Chromadorea, Rhabditida, Dracunculidae. The record is from the annotation of a GenBank genome assembly.